This is a messenger RNA of Zophobas morio, 1986 nucleotides long. RefSeq names its product cell surface glycoprotein 1-like. The transcript has 4 exons. The record is from RefSeq and is a predicted model, not a curated record. Bases 70 to 1848 code for a protein of 592 amino acids. NCBI's taxonomy places the organism in Eukaryota, Metazoa, Arthropoda, Insecta, Coleoptera, Tenebrionidae.
UGAUGAACACAUUGUAGUGUAGAAGAGCAUUGGGUCAUUUUGUGAAAGCAGUUGUGAGACUUUUUCGAAAUGGAUUACACUUACAUUAUCUUUUCAGUUUUAGUUGUGAUCCACUCAGGCGUAUCGCUGAAGUGUCCUACAUGUCGUGGAAAGACUUGCGAAGAAUCGGAAGUUCCAACAAGAGAGUGCACUUUCCGCAAUACCGAACUCAUCGGGAUAGCUAAAAGUGACUUAGCUUCUUCGAAUUAUGCCUGUCUCCAAGCUGAGUUCAUUAAAGAUGGAAAGGCCGAAAAAAUCCAGCAAUGUGUGGCUUCUAUUACUCAUGACGAUGUUUGUAAUAAACUUCAAGACUCUUAUAGUGUUAUAAGUUGUAAAGUGAACAAUACUCAAGUGCUGUUGUCAAAACGUGAAUUCAACGAUAACAGUGCCAAAAUAUUACUUAAUGAAGACACCUCAGACUUCCUGGAGCCAUUUUCUGAUACUACUCCAGAGCCUACUGAUGAAACUCCAGAGCCUACUGACGAGACACUAGAACCUACUGACGAGACCCCAGUGCCCAGUGAUGAGACCCCAGAGCCUACUGACGAGACACCAGAGCCUACUGAUGAAACUCCAGAGCCUACUGACGAGACUCUAGAACCUACUGACGAGACUCUAGAACCUACUGACGAGACCCCAGAGCCUACUGAUGAGACCCCUGAACCAACGCCCGACCCCAGUAAUGAAACCCCAGAACCUACUGACGAGACACCAGAACCAACACCCGAGCCUACUGACGAGACUCUAGAGCCUACUGAUGAAACUCCAAAGCCUACUGAUGAGACCCCAGAACCAACACCUGAGCCUACUGACAACACUCCAGAGCCUACUGAUAACACACCAGAACCAACACCCGAGCCUACUGACGAGACUCUAGAACCUACUGAUGAAACUCCAGAGCCUACUGAUGAGACCCCAGAACCAACACCUGAGCCUACUGAAGACACUCCAGAGCCUACUGAUGACACACCAGAACCAACACCCGAGCCUACUGACGAUACUCCAGAACCAACACCCGAGCCAACUGACGAGACUCCAGAACCAACACCCGAGCCAACUGACGAGACCUCAGAGCCUACUGAUGAGACUCCAGAGCCUACUGACGAGACCCCAGAACCAACACCCGAGCCUACUGACGAGACCCCAGAACCAACACCCGAGCCAACUGACGAGACCCCAGAGCCUACUGAUGAGACUCCAGAACCUACUGACGAGACCCCAGAACCAACACCCGAGCCUACUGACGAGACCCCAGAACCAACACCCGAGCCAACUGACGAGACCCCAGAGCCUACUGAUGAGACCCCAGAACCAACACCCGAGCCUACUGACGAGACACCAGAACCAACGCCCGAGCCCACUGACGAGACCCCAGAACCAUCACCCGAGCCCACUGACGAAACCCCGGAGCCUACUGAUGAGACUACAGAGCCUACUGACGAAACCCCAGAACCAACACCCGAGCCUACUGACGAGACCCCAAAACCAACACCCGAGCCAACUGACGAGACCCCAGAGCCUACUGAUGAGACCCCAGAACCAACACCCGAGCCUACUGACGACACCCCAGAGCCAACUGACGAAACACCAGAACCAACGCCCGAGCCCACUGACGAGACACCAAAACCAUCUACCGAGCCCACUGACAAAACUCCAGACCCUACUGAGAAGACCCCAGAGCCUACUGACCAGACCUCAGAUACUACUGGCAACACCCCAGUCCCAAGGCCGAGUAGCAGUAAUACUGAAAUCAGUCCACUGUCUUUAAUAAUAUUUUUGAGUAUGUUGCUAUGUUAUCAUCAAAUGUAGUUCAAGUUAAAAUUUAUUGUCACUAAUUAGUAUAUUAUUGUAAAUUUUGUACAAAAAUUAACGUAGAAAAAAUAACUUAUUAAUUUAUUAUUGUCCUUGUGUAACGCGUUAUGAAAAAUAAAGCGCCUCUAGUUACUC